This is a messenger RNA of Diospyros lotus (date-plum), 3292 nucleotides long. Its product is annotated as protein-tyrosine-phosphatase MKP1-like. Gene Ontology annotation, molecular function: actin filament binding; protein tyrosine/serine/threonine phosphatase activity. Gene Ontology annotation, biological process: protein dephosphorylation. The transcript is spliced from 3 exons. Lineage: Eukaryota; Viridiplantae; Streptophyta; Magnoliopsida; Ericales; Ebenaceae. The record is from RefSeq and is a predicted model, not a curated record. Bases 446 to 2866 code for a protein of 806 amino acids.
CUGACCACCCGUUCACUCAAACUCUCUCUCUCAAACGCAGGCUUUGAAUGGUUAAUUUGUUUGAAUAUCGAUUCAAUGCAUUCCCAUGUUCUAGGUUUUUCAAAUGUCUGAUGCUGCUGCUGCAUAUAACAAACAAACUACCAAUCUUCUUCUACUCCUUCAAGCCUCUGUUCAUGUUUUACACGGUUAUCGUUGUGUUUGAUUUCUUCUUCUCUUCCCUAUCUCUCUCUUUCCCUCUCUAGAACAUGCACAAAGAAAGAUAGCGGGUGACAGGGUCAAAAUUCAAUGGUUUUAGUUGAGAAUCAGUCAUAAAGAAAUCAGAAAUUCCAAUCUCGUCUGUAGCUGUUGUCCAAGACGCUAAAUUGAUUGCUUCCAUGGCCUUUCGAAGAACUAUCCUCAGUUGGGUGUCCUUGAUUUCGUAGAAUUUAACUGAGAGAUUUGGGAGAUGUCUGGGGAUCAACCACCACCAGAAAAGGGCCGGCCCUCCGGCGCCACCGGUAGCGGUGUUAACCGGAAAAACUAUUUACGGUCGGUUUCUUGGACGGAUAGGUCGCCAAGAACGCCUAACCCUAGGCCGCCACAAUCAAACCCCAAGUCGAGAUUAUGCCUUCCACCAUUGCAACCCCUUUCAAUCUCCAAAAGGAGCUUUGAAGAAUGGCCUAGAGCUGGCUCUGAUGAUCUUGGAAUUUGGCCUCAAGCUCCAACGCCCGGUGCAAACCCAAAUUCAGAACAGCCAGGGAGAGAAUUUCAAUUCAAGAAGGAAAAGCUUGCGUUUUUCGACAAGGAGUGUUCGAGGAUUGUUGAUCAUGUAUACCUAGGGAGUGAGUCGGUUGCCAAGAACCGUGAGGUUCUUGCCAAGAAUGGGAUAACCCAUGUGUUGAAUUGUGUUGGUUUUGUUUGCCCGGAGUACUUCAAGAACGAUCUUGUGUACAACACACUUUGGCUUCAGGACAGCCCUUCUGAGGAUAUCACAAGUAUACUGUUUGAUGUGUUUGAUUACUUCGAGGAUGUUCGGGAGCAGGGCGGGCGGGUUCUUGUCCACUGUUGCCAGGGCGUGUCGCGAUCAACCUCCCUGGUUAUUGCCUACCUCAUGUGGAAGGAGAGGCAGAGCUUUGAUGAUGCAUUUCAAUAUGUGAAGGCUGCAAGAGGGGUCACCAAUCCGAAUAUGGGUUUUGCUUGCCAACUGAUGUUGUGCCGGAACCGGGUACUAGCCUUUCUGGCGAGCCCGAAUUCUGUGCUGAGGAUGUAUCGCAUGGCACCUCACUCCCCGUAUGAUCCCCUUCAUCUUGUACCAAAAAUGUUAAGCCAGCCAGACGCCCGUGUUCUGGAUUCUCGGGGAGCAUUCAUCAUUCAUGUCCCUUCGGCUGUAUAUGUCUGGAUUGGGAGGCACUGUGUCUCGGCAAUAUCGGAUAAUGCGAGGACUGCUGCCUAUCAGGUAAUCAGGUAUGAAAUGGCUCAGGGACCGGUUGUUACCAUCAAAGAAGGCGAAGAGCCACCUGAAUUUUGGGAUGCCCUUACAGACGACGGACAACCCCUAGCAGCAGAUGGUUGUGCAGAAUUGGAGACCAAAGAGAAAGAAGACAGGUUGUCGGUCCAACCUGACAGACCCUCUGCUGAUAGUUGGCCAGGUAUUGGUGAAAGGAAAGUUAAUUCGUACGACAUGGAUUUUGAAAUGUUCUACAAGGCGCUUGCCGGUGGGGUUGUUCCACCUUUACCAUUGUCAGGAGCUAGAUCUGAGACUCGUCUUCCUGCUAGAGCGAGUGGAUGGGGUAGAUUGAGAAGGAAAUUUACAAGUGGAAUUAUGAAAGAAUUUAUCGGUGCAUCUAAGUCCAGUUGUAAUGCUUCUCCAUCAAGUCAUUCACCGGAGACAGCCAAAGGUUAUAGCAAAAUUGACUAUCGUGCUUCUCUGAUCAAUCCUCCAUCUCCUUCAAGCACUAGAUAUGGCUAUCCUGCUUCUCUGAUCAAUCCUCCAUCUCCUUCAAGCAAAAUUGACUAUCGAGCUUCUCUGAUCAAUCCUCCAUCUCCUUCAAGCACUAGAUAUGGCUAUCCUGCUACUCUGAUCAAUCCUCCAUCUCCUUCGAGCAAAAUUGACUAUCGUGCUUCUCUGAUCAAUCCUCCAUCUCCUUCAAGCACUAGAUGUGGCUCACCGGAUGUCUUCUUCAGUUCUCCGGCUAGCAGCCCAACUGGGAAAAAGGAUAUCCAGAAAGAAGAAAAACACUCUGGGCAUCACAUCGAUCCUUUGUCUUCACCAACCACUAGUUGCAGUUCAGUAGAUUCUUUUUCUUCGUAUCUUGUGAGUAGCCCAAAGUUCAGUUCUAAAUCUCCAUCACUUUCACCUUCAACCUCCGAUUAUUCCAGUUCGUUCACUUUCUCCCCCUCAUCUUCUAAGUGGUCUGACUUGUCGUAUUUAUCAUCUCUGUCUUCCCCUUCUGGAUUAGACUCUUUAGAUCUGUAUCCUGCCAAUGAUGCUUCCUUGGAAGAAAAUUAUGCUUCACCUUGUAAAGGAAAAGUGUUUCCUAGAAACCAGGCUUCAAUGGAGGCAAAUCAUUCCUUCCCAUGUAAAGGAACUAUCCCAUCCAUUGCAGAGCGAAGAGGAAGUAAUCCCCCACCUCGUAUGAUGCUAUCUUCAGUCGACGAAACGCCUCAAGCUCCAAGGCGCCUAGUAAACUCAUGGUCAUUUGCUCUAACAGAUUUAGAGGACGAUCUUCCAAUGGAUGUUGACUGCAGCCACAGUGAGGAAGAAAUCUUCUAUCAACUGAAUAGAGAAGAGUCCAUGCCUGAUGCUGACAUAGUUGAUGCUACCAAUGAGAUACAGAAUUGUAUUGAAAAUAGAGAAGAUAAUAUAUUUCAGAUUCCAUCAAGUUAAUCCCUUUGAAGCAGAUCGUCAGAGAAAGCAUUACCAUGGACAUAUGGAUCGUCGGAGAAAUCGAGGAGCGAGAGCCGCUUACAAAGCAUCUGAAAUGGUUCUUGGACACCAAACAGGGGAAAGAUUUGUUCACUCCCCAUAAUCCUUUACCCCCAUUGGUUCCGGUGCAGCUUCUCAAGAUUAUUUGGCAUCCCAAGCAAUAUGAAGCACAAUUCUGGUCUGCUCGUGUGAUGUAUCCAGAGAAUUUGAUUUGUUGUUGGGGCAAAAACUUGUACAGAAGAGAAACCAGCUACAUUGCUACCAGUAGAAUGCAGAGUAUACAAGUGUGAUCUAGAUGAAGAAUUAAACUGCAAGCAAGCUCUUCUAUUACAUUGUCAUUUAUAUAGCUUCUUUGAUAUCCAGCAUCAAAACGUCUUAUUCUUUCUA